Micromonas pusilla CCMP1545 is the source of this 327-nucleotide messenger RNA. RefSeq lists its product as uncharacterized. The coding region runs from base 1 to 327 and encodes 108 amino acids. The record is from RefSeq and is a predicted model, not a curated record. Lineage: Eukaryota; Viridiplantae; Chlorophyta; Mamiellophyceae; Mamiellales; Mamiellaceae. The transcript has a single exon.
AUGGAAGCGAUCAACGCGUUGUAUCAGGUCAUGUUCGACGAAGAGAAGGCGACGCUCGCGGCGGCGGCGGCGGCCGGAACCCAGGCCGCGCUCGCGUCUCCGGAGUUGCGGACGUCCUACGCCGACGCGCUCCUCAUCGCAGAGGAAGACGCUCUGACGAUUCGCGCGUGCGAAUGGCUCGAAGACGCCGCGGCGUUGUUCGUCUCCCGCGGCGAGAUCGACGCCGCGGCGUUCGCGCGGCGACGGUGCCCGCUCGCCUCCGGGGUGAGCGAGUCUUUUCUUCACACGAUCCGAUAUGCCAUGUCAUCAAAUCUGAUCACGCGCUGA